Molecule: messenger RNA, 870 nt
Organism: Pyrenophora tritici-repentis Pt-1C-BFP
Lineage: Eukaryota; Fungi; Ascomycota; Dothideomycetes; Pleosporales; Pleosporaceae
Source: RefSeq, a predicted model, not a curated record
AUGCCAGACACCCUCUCCUCAAGCACAUCCGCCCUCUCCACAGCAAGCCUCUCUCCACCCCCCUCACCCUCUCCAACCAGCAUCCCCGCCCUAGUCUACCGCGUCCACCGUCCCAGCAGUCAAACCCGGUACACGCCCACCACAGGCUUCAGCGCAAAAAACCACACCACAAUCCUAAACCACACGUCCUGCCUCUCCCGCUUCAGCCUCGCACACCUCAACCAGCAAACAAACAUCUCCUCCCCCUUCAUCAGCGUCUAUGACAACCGCGCCCACGCCGACGCCGUGGCGAAUUACUUUGCCCGUAGCUAUGGCGAGGACACAUGCGUCGUCACAGUCGAUACGAGACAUUUAGCUCGAGGCCCAGUGUUUCGUGCGAAAGAUUUGUUGAAGGAGGGUAUGGGCGGUACGGACGAGUGGUUGCAUUGGGGCGAGUAUUUGGUCAUGUAUAGGAUUCCGCCGCAGGCGAUUCGCGAGGAGGUCAAGGUGGGUGGGGGUGGGGGGUUGAGCUGGGAAGGUGUGGGUGUGGGCGCUGGUGUUGUUGGCGGUUCUGGUGAGGGGCCGAGACGGUGUCGUGUGGAUAUGUUUGGUGGGGGUGAGGAGAGUGUGCCGGUGGAGUGGAGUGAGUAUCGGGAUGGGAACUCGAUCGCACUAACUUUGGAGUACACGUUCAACGUAAACUUGAUCGUGAUUCGAUUCAUUGUAGAUAACCUCCUGAGUCUUCGGGCCGAUGCUGGCUUCUACACAACUGCAUUGCAGAGCGUUCUUCCCACUGGCGUCAAGGAUAAGAUAAUACUCACCGGCAUGUACUUUGCCUUCUGCAUUGGCUCCGUUGGACUGGUCUAUUUCUGUCUUUUUGAGGUCAAGUAA